This is a messenger RNA of Mesorhabditis belari, 531 nucleotides long. The record is from the annotation of a GenBank genome assembly. NCBI's taxonomy places the organism in Eukaryota, Metazoa, Nematoda, Chromadorea, Rhabditida, Rhabditidae.
AUGUUCUUUUGUUAUUUGUUGAUCAUUUUCGCAAUUAUUCCCUCGAUUUCCGUUUGUCUUUGCGCUCCAUCGCCCGUCAACGCCACGUUUUGUCAAGCCGAUUGGGGUAAAGAAAGCAAUGGCACGUUGACAAUGGAGAUUUGCGAUCAGAUCGUUCCAAAACCGAAAAAUGUCGAAUUGAAAUGGGAAAAGCUUCGAAUAACGAAACAACCGCUGCCCGAGGGAUCAACCCGGAAAGGACUCAACAAUUUGCGAUACGGUGUCGAGCAUUUGCAAGUGUUCAAAAAACCCUCGAAUCUCAGCACUUUACCCAACGAGAUCUUCACUCCAAGUGAGCCGCCAGCUUGCGGAUUGAUCGUUGAGGCUGGACGGGAAUACCUUUUAGCUGGUUCCCUAAACGGUGACGCUUUGUACACAGUACUUUGUGGACAGAUUCUCCCCGAUAAUAAACUCGGCGAAACGAUCGAGUCGAGACUUGAAUGGAAAAAUAUUCCCAACGGCUACGAAAAAGUGUUACAAGGAUUUCAAUGC